Molecule: messenger RNA, 3639 nt
Organism: Cephus cinctus (wheat stem sawfly)
Lineage: Eukaryota; Metazoa; Arthropoda; Insecta; Hymenoptera; Cephidae
Product: solute carrier family 26 member 10
Exons: 15
Coding region: 536-2809 (757 amino acids)
Biological process (GO): transmembrane transport
Cellular component (GO): membrane
Molecular function (GO): bicarbonate transmembrane transporter activity; chloride transmembrane transporter activity; sulfate transmembrane transporter activity
Source: RefSeq, a predicted model, not a curated record
GUACAAGGUAUCUCAUCAAAACUAAUAUUGCUCUUGAGAGUGAAUAUCCUGGUGCUGUAUAGCAAACAGAAAGUGUACAAAAAUUAUCUAACUUGAUAAGACUAAAACAAACGUAACCAUGUAAAUAUUCAUAGGCAGCCAUAAAUAAUUCAAAAUCACAGCAUCUCCACAUCCUAAACUUACAUCGAUAUCCAGCAGUUACCAUUCGUGCUUUUAUCUGUAUGCUACGUAUCAAGAAGUCUGCGUGAAACGCGUGAAAAAUAUUUACAAAACAUCGAAUUGUUCGUAUUAAUUAAGAAUAAUUCAUGUAUGCCAUUAAUCGUUACAUAAAUAUUUCAUUGUUUUUGAAAAGAUUUAAAUAAACGUGUAUCUGACUACUUGAAGUUGACCGCAGAAGUAGGCUAGAUUCUGUGACAAAAGCCAAGGGUGUCUCCCAUAGAGUAAAAUACGAUUGUGCCUUUCGCAAGACUCGUGACUGUUUCAAGGUCAUAGAAAUCUAAUCAGUUUAAUUACUUCCUAUGGUUCAACUUUAUGAAUGUAUAUAGUGUACGGCCGAAUACCCGUGGCCGCACUUGAUCCACGGCUGUGCUUGAAUGAAAUAGUUGCCUCUCUGGACUUUGCGUUGUAUCUCGUAAAAAGGAAAAGAAGGAAGAAAGCGAUAGAAAAUAAAAGGAAGAUUAAUAAAAAGAAAGUUUUUAAAAUGUCCUCGAACGCCCCGGAAUUCAUAAUCCGGCGCCCGGUAUAUCAGCAGGAUGAACUUCAUCGUAUAUGCAAUUAUACAAAACCUAAGAGAGUUCUCAGUAAAACAGUGUCAAAGAAGUGCAAGAGCUUUGAGCUACAAGACUUCUUGAAGAAAUCAAUACCUAUUAUUGAUUGGUUACCAAAGUAUAACUGGAAGGAAAACAUCAUGGGGGAUCUUGUGGCUGGAUUUACUGUAGCUGUAAUGCAUAUUCCUCAGGGAAUGAGUUAUGCCCUCCUUGGAAAUGUACCACCUAUCGUUGGAAUUUACAUGGCCUUUUUUCCGGUUCUUGUAUACCUAAUUUUUGGAACAUCUAAACACAAUUCAAUGGGCACGUUUGCUGUGAUUUGCAUGAUGACUGGAAAAACUGUAUUAGCUCAUAGUUCCACGAGUAAUUCGAUGACCAAUCAAACAUCCUUGGACAUUAGUUCUUUAGAGGGAACUGGAAGUAUAUCAUACUCCCCUAUAGAAGUAGCAACAGCUGUGACGUUCACAGUAGCCAUCAUUCAGUUGUUCAUGUACCUUUUUCGUCUUGGUAUAAUAUCGACUCUUCUGUCGGAAACGUUAGUCAGUGGAUUUACGACGGCAGCCGCCAUUCACGUGUUCACUUCCCAGGUGAAUGGACUCCUCGGCGUUCGUCUACAAAAACACAAGGGAUUUUUUAAAUUGAUUUUUACUUAUAUAGAUUUGUUUAAUAAUCUAGACGACAUAAAUAUAACUGCCAUGAUUAUUUCACUUAUCACUAUCGUCGCUCUUGUCUUUAACAAUGAAAUAUUGAAGCCACGAAUCGCAAAAUUUUGUGCUUUUCCAGUGCCAAUUGAAAUGCUAGUCGUGGUCACUGGCACGUUGGUGUCGAUACAAAUGGAUUUACCUGGAGUUUACAACAUCAAAACUGUUGGGCAUGUACCAGUCGGAUUACCGGAACCAGCUUUGCCUCCCAUAUCUCUAAUGCCCGACAUAUUGCUGGAUAGUUUUAUCAUCGCAAUGGUAGCCUACACAGUAACAAUGUCAAUGGCACUGAUAUUUGCUCAAAAAAACAAUUACGAAGUGGACUCGAAUCAAGAAUUACUGGCUCAAGGUUUCGGCAAUAUGGUGGGAUCAUUUUUCUCCUGUAUGCCCUUCACAGCCUCGUUAUCCAGAUCAUUAAUUCAGCAAACUGUCGGAGGCCACAGUCAAUUGGCCAGUCUCGUAUCCUGCACUCUCUUGUUAUCCGUGUUACUAUGGAUUGGUCCAUUUUUUGAGCCAUUACCACUGUGUGUACUGGCUAGUAUAAUUAUAGUAGCACUGAAGGGAAUGUUUCUACAAGUGAAACAAUUUUGGCAAUUUUAUAAACUCUCACGACUGGAUGCUGUAGUCUGGAUGAUGACUUUUCUCACUGUUGUCCUUCUCGACAUUGAAUAUGGUUUAUUAGUCGGUGUUAUAAUCUCUCUGGCAUCAUUGAUAGGAUUAUCAAUGCGUCCUUAUACCUGCAAACUGGGCCUGGUACCAGAAACUGAACUUUAUCUUGAUGUCAAACGAUACAAAGGAACCAUUGAGAUUCCUGGCAUCAAGAUGUUACAUUAUUCCGGUGGAUUAAAUUUUGCUUCAAAACAGUACUUCAGGAAUAAGGUGUACAAGAUCGCCGGCGUGACGCCGGAAAAGGAGCUAGCCAGACGUGUUAAGCAGACUGCCAGGAAAGCUUCCCCAGGGGACGACAAAAAGGAAGGUAUCGUGAAUGCCGGUUUUGAAGGAUACACAACUCCUACACAACCAGCAGCAGUGCUGCGAAUAUUGAUCCUCGAUUUCUCAGCCUUGAUUUAUAUCGAUCCAACCGGUGUGGCGACGCUUAGAAGUCUCGUGGAUGAAUUCGCAAAGAUAGAUGUGUCCGUCUACAUCACAGGUUGUUCAGGACCUGUAUACGAGACGAUGAGAAAAUGCAACGUGGCUGAAUGCAAAGAAGGUCACUUCACGAUGUUCCCGACGGUGGGAGAUGCCGUGAACUUUGCGCACUAUGAGAGCAACCUACGUCUGACCUCAAUUUUAACAGUCUGUAACGAACAAGAGGAAGAUACGUGCAUGAGCAGAUUAUAAUCAAACUGAUAGGUUAGGAUUAUUCCUUACAUAAGUAUUUAUUACUACCAAUCAAUUUGGAUUGGCACGAGAGACGAGUGUAUAUUAUAUGGACUUCCAUUGCUAGAGGAAAUACCUGAAUUUUGAUACAGAGAAAUUUGUUAUUUAAUUGGGGUGAUGGAUACCUGACAUAGAGUAUAUCCAAUCACGAGUAAUGGAUGUCAUCAAUAUCUACCUCAAAUUUAAAUUACUUAUCUAGAUUAUUUUCAAUAAGAUAUAUAUGUAUAUCUUCUACAUCUUGUUUGAUGAAAAAGAAACAAUGGAUCAUAAAGUUCUGCCUACGACGUCAAUACUUUAGAUGACUAAUUAUAUACAUAGUGGAAAAGCAAAAGGGUACACUCAAGUCGUAUGUUCUGCAUGGCAUAGUAUAUAGGAAGAUUGUAUCUGUAGGGACUUCGUUAUACGUGAGUUGAAAGAGAAAGGGUCAUGAAAGUUGAUACAGGAAAAGAUUAAGAGCAGCAAUAAUGCCUUAUUUCGUAAUUCAUCGUUUCGCGAGCUUCUUUCUUUGCAUGUACAUUGUUUGCACAUUCCUGACAAUUUCGAAAGCUUCGCGACAUCAUGUGCCGCGAUGCAAUCGAUCGACUUUUUUUAUCAAUACCCAAUACACGUAGAUUACUGCGUUUAACAUGUGCUUUGUCGUUAAAUGUUAAAACGAUUUGCGAAUAAUAAAGAGAUACAUGCGAAACAUUUUUCUGGCGCUGCUUACAAUAGCGCAAAGUUUCACUCAGAGAGAAAUGGGUGACUAUUUAUUGUAAUUUAUUAUUCAAUAAUAUUCAGUAGUUGAUUGUAAU